AUGCGCGCGCUCAUCCGCGGAGAGGCGGCUGCUGCGGCGGACGCCGGCAGGGGGAACGGGACGGGUGGGGGAAAGGCAGCGCUGGAUGCGCUGAUGGCGGAAGGCGUGGCGGUGAAGGGGAAGGCGGGCGGCGCAAUGGGCGCACAGAGCGCAAUGGCGCAACUGGUGGCGGGGGAGGGGGAGGGGAAUGGGACCGGCGCAGGGGGAAGGUUCGGGGGAAGCGGGGGGGAGGAGCUGCGGGCGUGGCGGAGAGAGUGGCUGAAGGAGGGGCGUGCGCGGCGCAGGAGGGGGGAUGCCGCGCGGAGAAGGGGCGAGGGGGGACAGCAAUGGCGGGGAUGGGCGGGAUAUGGCCCGGAAAAUAAGCCCCCCCCACGAGUGGCCAUCUGUCUGGUGGGCGGAGCGCGGGAAUUUCAUUUGACGGCCGCCACACUGCAGCGCCAUCUACUCCCCGCCUACCCCUCCGCGCACGUCUUCCUGCUCGCCCCUCUCGACCACUCUGCACACCGCCUCUCCCUCCUCGCCUGGCCCCACCUGGGCGCCGCGCGCUUGGGGGAACUGGGGGGAAGCGCGGGGGGAGCGGGGGAAGGGGUGGGGGGAGGGGGUGGGCGGCGGGGGGGAGAUUUUCCGGGGUACUCCCUGGUGCAGGUGAGUGUGCUGCCGGAUGUGCCGGUGAAUGAGACAAAAAUCACCGACCGGCUGCUGGAGGUGGUGGAGGGUAGUGAAGCACAGACGCGGCAGGGGCUGAUGCAGCAGUUUAAAGCCGUGGAGCUCUGCGUUACCGCCAUCACGCGUUACGAGAAGACCCACGCGAUCCGAUACGAUUGGAUUCUGCGGACCCGCGUGGAUGGGUACUGGAUGGGCCCCCCGCCGCCCCUGGCGGUGCUGGAUCCGAUUGCGUACACGAUUCCGGGCGGCAGCGACUGGGGCGGGCUGAACGACCGGCUGGGGAUGGGCGGCAGGAAGGCGAGCUGGAAGGCGCUGCGACGGCUGAGCGUGCUAAGGCCGCUGGUGGAGCAAGGGGGGUACAGCGAGCUGAACGCGGAAAGAGUUUACCUGGCGCAAAUGGCGUUCCUGCAGGUGCAGGUGGCCCGCUACGACUUCCCCUUCUGCAUCCUCAGCCGCAAGAAGGGUCUCCCCGCCUUCCCCGUGGCCGCCGCCCUCUCCUCCACGGCCGCCGCCCUCAACGGAGCCAAGUGCCGCCCCUGCCGCCCCACCGUGGUCGGCGGGCAGGCCGCAAAAUACAUCCUCGCGCUGCCCGAGAGAAUCUUCGGCGCGCAGCCCCACGGGAUCGACCUGUGCCGGGCAGAGGACGACUGGGCGGCAGACUGGCGGGAAAUCUUUGAUAAAGACGCGGGAGAAGUCCCAGCCGCCGCCCGGCAAUACAUGGAGACCCGAACCUUUGAUGAGUGUGUGGAAGAUUGGCGGUACUUCCACCAGCAGGUCCCUGUCUGGAACGCACCUCCCCCAGUUUCCAUCUGCGUGCGCGGGCUUCUGGGAAAGUUCCACAAGAUGGGGUACCCGGGGGGGGAUUUCCCUGUGUUUCUAGACCCGUGGGUGGGGGCGCGGGGGGAGGCGCGGGGGAGGAAGCCGGUGGUGUAUUCGGCAGUGGCUGGGGUGGAUUAUAGCUUUGACUGGGCGCUGAUGCGCAAGCUGCGGUGCCGCGUGCACGCGUUUGACAGCACGCCCGAGGGCAUGCGGUGGAUUGGGGAUAAGAUUGACAACCUGCCUCCCGCCUCGUGGGUGCACCACGCGUGGCUGCUGGCGCCACACGACCGCCCCCUGCAGGUGUACCCGCUGGACAUUGAGGAGCACCCGGUGGAAUACGCCGUGGCGCUGCCGCCCCACCUGGACGCGCCGUCGCUGCCGCCGCCCAUCCACGUGGAGGCGAUGACGGUGGAAGGCACCAUGAAGCUUCUCAACCACUCCAUUGUUGACAUCAUGAGGAUCGGCGGGCACAUGUCGCUGCAUGAAGCCAUCUUCAACGCGUGGAUCCAGGCAAAACGCGCUCCGCCCGUCUGCCAGAUCAUUGUGUCGUUCCACCAUGGGGACAAGCACUAUGGGAGUGCAGAGACGCAGCAAGAACUACUGGCCUUGCGCUCGUUAGGGCUUGAGCUAGGCGUGUGCAUAAGAAAGGAUAGCUUGUAUGAGAGUUGUGUGCUGUUCUCGGUAUACCAUUGCAAGUACGAUAUUACAUAA
Messenger RNA from Closterium sp. Yama58-4, 2196 nucleotides. The record is from the annotation of a GenBank genome assembly. Lineage: Eukaryota; Viridiplantae; Streptophyta; Zygnematophyceae; Desmidiales; Closteriaceae.